Agelaius phoeniceus (red-winged blackbird) is the source of this 1266-nucleotide messenger RNA. RefSeq names its product transmembrane protein 100 (gene TMEM100). NCBI's taxonomy places the organism in Eukaryota, Metazoa, Chordata, Aves, Passeriformes, Icteridae. Gene Ontology annotation, cellular component: plasma membrane. Gene Ontology annotation, biological process: cellular response to BMP stimulus. The record is from RefSeq and is a predicted model, not a curated record.
CACACAAGACAUCUUCAGCACUCUUUUACCAUGGAUUUCUCCUGGAUCUGUGCAGCACGAGCUCAGCAGAGCCUGCUCUAGCCUAAGAACGGGCCGAGUCAAGACAAUCAAGAUGACAAACGAGCCUAUCAAAGAGAUCCUGGGCACCCCAAAGCACCCUGAUUCUGUGCCCACAGAGAAGAGUAACAACAAUGACUGUGUGAUAACCACCAUUCCCCUGGUCAGUGAGUGCCAGCUGACGGCAGCCACGGGGGGAGCAGAGCUCUCCUGCUACCGCUGCACCAUUCCCUUCGGCGUGGUCAUCCUGAUCGCCGGCACCGUGGUCACUGCCGUGGCAUACAUCUUCAACUCCCAUGGAUCCAUCAUCUCCGUCUUUGGCCUGGUCCUCUUGUCCUCAGGACUCGUUCUGCUGGCUUCCAGCGCCGUGUGCUGGAAGAUCAGGCAGCACAAGAAGAAAGCAAAGAGGCGGGAGAGCCAGACAGCGCUCGUGGCAAACCAGCGAACCUUGUUUGGCUAAAGGCAGCCAGGAGAAGGCUGGACAGAAGGCAGAACCUUUGUAAGUCAACUUGGCUAUUUAUCAGUAGGAGAGAUUGCAGGUUUUAAUUUAACUGUGGAAACAAACUGAAAUGAAAAUUGAAUGGAUUAAGAAAUACUUGUAGCAACUCUGCAAGUGCUCUCAAUAUAUUUCUUACUGCAGACUUGGUAGUGAUUCUUUCAAGACAGAGGAAAACCCAUUUUUCCUUCACAGAAAACUGUGUCACAUGACUGCAACCAUCCUAACUGCACUCUACAACAUGCUGAAAAAUGUGUUGGAAAGGGAACGUGUGGGAACUGAGAAAGUAAUUUGAAUUGACUUGAAAUGCCAGAGGUCUCCUUAAAACACUGACAUUUGACCAAAGGAGAAGUCAUAGCAUUUGAAGUGACUACAAGCUUAUGGCCAGAGUAUCUGGGACUUAAACUGUAGCUGAAAAAAAAAAAAGCAAUAAGAACACAUUGCAAUUUUCUCAAUAAGCUGAUUCUUAUAUUUUAUGUAACUUCCCCAUCCCAAUACCUGUGGUACUUUCCCCCUUUUUUAAACCAACUAAUAUUGAUUUUGUUUCAGUAUUGAAUAGAAAUCAGUAGAAAUGUGUAAUUAUAUUGUUUAACAUAAAUAACAAGGUAUGAUCAUAGCUUAAAACAUGAGACUUUUUUUGUAAAUUAAGUGGUCAGGUUUAGCACUUUUGAUUAUUUUGCUAUAAAAUUAAAAAAUAAAUUUCAUUAAAAUAA